Messenger RNA from Ostertagia ostertagi, 450 nucleotides. Lineage: Eukaryota; Metazoa; Nematoda; Chromadorea; Rhabditida; Trichostrongylidae. The record is from the annotation of a GenBank genome assembly.
AUGGCUGCACCAGUCGUGGCCCUAGCCCGUCAGCUCGCUGAAUUGAAUGCUGAACAAGUUGCGAAUUCGGAAAGGAGGGCGGUCGAAGAGGCUAUGGUCGUGGAAGUGGGAAGACUAGAGGCUGAACACCGAGAAGAAGUUGAAGAGGCUGCGGAUGAAGUCCGGGAAGAAAAUGUGGUUGCUCUUCAGGACACUCAAGGAUUUCUAGUUCACAUCCGAGUGACGUUCCAACAAACGGUGAUUUAUGCUGCUGUCUUCAAAUUACAUUUCGGGGUGAGCGAAAAGAUGGCUGGUUUUCUGGACGAUUUUCUUGCCAUGAAAGGUGUGGUCCUUCCUGAGCCGACGAAUAACUCAAUCAAGAAACUGAUGCAUGAUGCCCCCCAGCGGUUCGGUCACACAAAGUUUUUCUAUUGCAACCCUUGCGACUCACGUCUGAGUGGAUCUAAGGCA